Polyodon spathula (Mississippi paddlefish) is the source of this 1452-nucleotide messenger RNA. RefSeq names its product acidic mammalian chitinase-like. Gene Ontology annotation, molecular function: chitinase activity; chitin binding. Gene Ontology annotation, biological process: carbohydrate metabolic process; chitin catabolic process. Lineage: Eukaryota; Metazoa; Chordata; Actinopteri; Acipenseriformes; Polyodontidae. Bases 1 to 1452 code for a protein of 483 amino acids. The transcript is spliced from 11 exons. The record is from RefSeq and is a predicted model, not a curated record. Gene Ontology annotation, cellular component: extracellular region.
AUGGGCAAACUGCUGCUGGUGUCGGGCCUGGCCCUCCUUCUGCAGAUGCAGAUGGGAUCUUCCUACAUUCUGUCUUGCUACUUCACCAACUGGGCGCAGUACAGACCCCCGCCCACAGUGUACAUGCCUCAGAACAUCGACCCCUGUCUGUGCACACACCUGCUUUACGCCUUCGCCACCAUGAAGAACAACCAGAUCACCACCUUCGAAUGGAACGACAUCACCCUGUAUGGCGAGUUCAACGCCCUCAAGAACCAGAACGGGAACCUGAAGACUCUUCUGUCUGUCGGUGGAUGGAAUUUUGGUUCUUCUGGAUUCAGUGCCAUGGUGGCCACAUCAGGGACCCGGAAGAUCUUCAUCGACUCUGUGAUCGAAUUCCUCAGGAAGUAUGAGUUUGACGGUCUGGAUAUCGACUGGGAGUACCCUGCCAACAGGGGGAGCCCUCCCCAGGAUCAGCAGCUCUUCUCUGUCCUCCUUGAGGAAAUGCGUGCAGCCUUUGAGAACGAGGCCAAGCAGACCAGCAGGGCGAGGCUUCUGCUCUCCGCGGCUGUGUCUGCGGGCGUAGGAACCAUCCAGUCCGCCUACGAGAUCCCCACGGUCGGACAGGCUCUGGAUAUGAUCAACGUCAUGACCUAUGACAUGCACGGCUCCUGGGAGCCCUUCACCGGAGAGAACAGCCCUCUCUACAAGAGCCCAGCUGACCAGGGCGGAGACGUUUACUUCAGCAUUAACUAUGCAUUGAACUACUGGAAAGACAACGGUGCCCCGGCCGAGAAGCUGCUGAUUGGCUUCCCUGCCUACGGGCAGACCUUCACCCUGAGGAACCCUUCCGAUAACGGGGUGGGCGCCCCCAUCUCUGGCCCUGGCCCUGCUGGAAAAUACACCCAGGAAGCCGGCUCCUUGGCAUACUUUGAGAUCUGUGACUUUUUGGAAGGAGCGACAGUCGUGUGGAACGCGCCCCAGGAUGUCCCUUACGCUUACAAAGGAACGGAAUGGGUCGGCUACGACAACCAAAAGAGCUUUGAGAUCAAGGUUCAGUGGCUGAUGCAGAACAAGUUUGGAGGAGCUAUGGUGUGGACCAUCGACACUGAUGACUUCAGUGGAAACUUCUGCCAUCAGGGCAAAUACCCGCUGAUCAGCGUGCUGCACAAAGCCUUCGGGCUGGACCAAGCAAGCUGCAAACCCCCUGCAACUCCCCUGCCCCCAAUUAAGGGCCAAACAACCACAGGAGGAAGCCCUGUGGGCACCACUGCUGGGUCUGGAGGAGGCAGCCCCAGUGGAGGCACUGGUGGGGGAGACACCAGCUUCUGUGUGGGCAAAAGCAGCGGAUUGUACCCUGACCCCACCAACAAGAACGACUUCUACCAGUGCAACAACGGCAAUACCUACUUCCAGCACUGCGCUCAGGGGCUGGUCUUUGACACCAGCUGCUCCUGCUGCAGCUGGGCUUAG